AUGGCUGAACUUCUUUCAUCCCCCAUGGCGCCUGACAACGUAGGCACGCCUCGAGUAGAUUUGCGUGCUUCUUUUCAGAUUUUCCAUGAAAUGGUGCUGCUGAAGAAGCUCCUUAAUAAGAAAAAAAGUACGUGGGGGCCUCCUUCGCAGUGGUCAAUGGCACAGUAUCAAGAGCUUGUUCAGGGCAUUUGUCUCGCUCAAGAGAAAUCAGGGAGCUCCGAGCCUAAUCCCGACAGCAUUUUGGCGGAAGCAUUCAAGUUGCGGUACCAGUUUGAGGAAAUUCCAGAGAAUCAACGAAAGCUUUCACGGGACGUAGAUCACGGAUCUGUCCGACCGAGCUGGGUCAGCAGCUAA
Phytophthora infestans T30-4 is the source of this 354-nucleotide messenger RNA. RefSeq lists its product as uncharacterized. Lineage: Eukaryota; Oomycota; Peronosporomycetes; Peronosporales; Peronosporaceae. Bases 1 to 354 code for a protein of 117 amino acids. The transcript has 2 exons. The record is from RefSeq and is a predicted model, not a curated record.